Molecule: messenger RNA, 2982 nt
Organism: Rosa chinensis
Lineage: Eukaryota; Viridiplantae; Streptophyta; Magnoliopsida; Rosales; Rosaceae
Exons: 2
Coding region: 1-2982 (993 amino acids)
Source: RefSeq, a predicted model, not a curated record
AUGGAGGAACUCCGACAACUUCGUUUGGGCUCCAAAGCUUUGGUGGAGACUAGUGGCGCUGGACCGCCGCCUCAACUGAGUUCGCCAUCGCCGGAUGCUUCGAUAACGGGAUCGCUUGGUGGUAUGACUACUAUGCCAACUACUACGACUAUAGAUGUAUCUGCAUAUCUAUUUGGGUCUUUGCCUAGUCAUAAUGUUCCUGUUUCUAGUGGUCAAUUUGUUGGUUCUCAACCUGUGAGUGCUGGAAUUUAUUCAUCAGUGAAUGGAGUGAGUGGGUGGUUUCAAACAGCUGGGGAUUAUGGAAUGAGUAAUGACCCUAGACUGUUCAUGGACCCAAAGUUGAUUAAUAAUCCCAUUUUAGGUUAUGAUCCUUCCUAUUUUGGAAAUUAUCAACAUGAUCAGUGUUCUAAAUCAGCACCACAAAACACUCAUUCAUCGAUUCCACUACAUCAUAUGCCACAAAGCUCUAUGCAAUCUCAGUUACCAACUAGUGGAUUUCAUUCCAGUGUGACUAGUGCAAUACCAACAGGGCCCCAAAGUAGUUCUAUGGGUAUGAGUGGCUUCCAAUCCAAACGGAGCAUCCCAACUACUACACCAACCAUUUCUAAUACAUCAUCACCUCCACCAAUCUAUGCCACAACUACUACUCCAUAUCCUCACUUUUUCUAUCCAUAUAACCAAUUCAACCCACAUAGUCAAUUUCAUCCAUAUCAUUAUCAACAUACUCACAACCAUGGGUUGAGCCACCAUCAAGUCCAGGACCCAAAUCUGCCUACCAUAAAACAAAUUCGGUUGGAUUUUCCAGUAUUUGGUGGGGAAGAUCCCUUGGAGUGGCUUAAUAGAGCUGAACAAUUUUUUCAAUUGUAUCAAAUUCCAGAAGAGAAGAAAAUCUCCAUUGCAUCGAUGCACUUGACUGGUAUAGCUGCUAGUUUGUGGCAAUUACAUUUACAAGACAAUCCUAGUUCCUGGUCUGGCUUAGUUGAGCUGAUGCUGCAGCAAUUUGGUGGGUACAAUAAGCUUGACUACCAAGCUGCUUUGGCAAAAAUGCAACAAGUGGGUACUGUUACAGAGUUCCGAGAUCAGUUUACAAAAAUGUCUUGCCGAGCACCAGGGUUUUCUCCUGAACUUCGAUUGGCUUGCUUCAUAGGAGGGUUGAAAGAAGAAAUUAGAACUGAUGUGAGCCUUAUGAAACCUUCCAACUUGAUGGAGGCCUUUGAGCUUGCCAAGGCUUUUGAAGCGAGAAAUUCAGGACAUAAGAAUUGGAAACAAAACCAGUCUAAAUCUUCUUUUUUAGGUACCAAACAGAUUGUUGCACCACCAGCUCCUGUACAGAGAUCACAGUUUGGAAAUCAGUCCACUACUGCAAAACCUUAUGGCCGCAAUCAUUCAAACUUCUCAGCUGACAGAAAGUAUUCCCAAGCUGAGUAUAGAGAUCGAAGGAAUCGAAAACAGUGCUUCUUUUGUGAUGAACCCUACACUUCUGAUCAUAUAUGUAAACGAGGCGCUAGAGCUUUACUUAUUGAGGGUUUUAGUGCUGCUGGGUCACAAGGUGAAGAGCAUGCUGCUGGAUCACAAGGUGAAGAGCAUGCUGUAGUUAUGGAGGAUUUACUUACCGGUGAGACAAUGGAGGAAGCUCCACUCAUUUCUUUACAUGUACUUUCUGAUAUUAACAAGCCAGAGACAAUGCAGUUGAAAGGCCAAAUUGGAAAGAACAGGUCAGUGCAUGUACUUGUGGAUUGUGGAGCAACUCAUAAUUUUGUUCAUCCCAGUUUACUCAAGUAUUACAUAGGUAUAGUUGACAAGGGUUGCCCUAUGAAUGUACGGGUAGCUAGUGGAGAAAUAAUGAAGACCAGAGGUUAUGUUUCAAACCUUCAACUUGAUAUUCAAGGACAAGACAUUGAAGCAGAUUUUUAUAUUCUACCCGUCUCAGGAUGUGAGGUCAUUUUGGGAGCAGCUUGGCUUCGUACUUUGGGAGAUAUUGUUUGGAAUUUUGACAAGCUUACCAUGAAGUUUGUUAAAAAUGACCUCCAAUAUCACUUGCAGGGAGUUGAAUCUGAAAACAUUGAAGUCAUAACUUGUGAACAGAUGACCAGUCUUUUGGCUAAGGAGAGGGAAGCUAUGUUGAUAGAAUUAAGGCGCAUAGAUGACAAUAGUCAGAAACCUCAUGUCCAUCCUAAACUCAAACAAUUGGUGGAACAAUUUAGUGAACUCUUCCAGCCUCCCAUUUCUCUACCUCCUAAGAGAAGUCAUGAUCACAGGAUACCUCUACUUCCAGGUACAGUUCCUGUAAAUGUGCGCCCUUAUAGAUAUCCUUAUUAUCAAAAGACAAAGAUUGAAAAAAUUGUGAGAGAAAUGUUAGCUGCCAGAGUGAUUCAACCAAGUGUAAGUCCUUUCUCUUCUCCAGUCUUAUUAGUAAAGAAGAAAGAUGGCACUUCUCGUAUGUGUGUAGAUUAUCGAAGCCUCAAUGCUGUGACUGUUAAGGAUAAGUUUCCAAUACCAGUGAUUGACAAAUUGUUGGAUGAAGUUGGUGGUUCUGCUUAUUUUACUAAGCUUGACCUCAGGUCUGGCUAUCAUCAAAUCAGGAUGGAGAGUGCGGAUGUAAGCAAGACUGCUUUUCGCACACAUGAUGGUCAUUAUGAAUUUUUAGUGAUGCCAUUUGGUUUGACCAAUGCACCAUCAACAUUUCAGUCCUUGAUGAAUGAUGUAUUUAGAGAUAUGUUGAGGAAGCACGUAUUGGUUUUCUUUGAUGAUAUCCUCGUUUAUAGUUCAUCUUUGGAAGAGCAUAUUCAACACUUGUCACAAGUCUUUACUCGGAUGCAGGAACACAAUCUCAAAGUUAAGAUGUCUAAAUGCACUUUUGGGGCUGAUAGUGUUGAGUAUUUGGGGCAUAUAGUUUCUGCAAAGGGAGUGGCAGUUGACCCAAAUAAAAUCAAGAGCAUUGUGCAAUGGAAAAUAUGUGAAGGACUUUGGUAUCAUCGCUAA